AUGCGUAAUAAGACAGCUCCGCUCCUUAAAAUACCCGGGUUUCAAAUACCAUGUGUUGGCUUGGGAACGUAUAAGCUGGCGGUCGAAGAUGUUGCUCCAGCAGUCACUGCCGCUUUGGAAGUUGGGUACCGUCACAUCGACUGUGCUCAUCUUUAUCUAAAUGAAGAGGCCGUUGGAAAUGCGCUUAAGCAAUGGUUGGAUCAAACGAAGACCAAUAGGGAAGAUCUUUGGAACACCUUCCACAGGCCUGAGUUUGUUGGCCCUGCCUGUCGUGCAAGCUUGGAACGCCUCAAAUUAUCCUACCUUGACUUGUAUCUUAUACACUGGCCCGUUGCCUACAAACCCGGUGACGAUUUACUUCCUGUGGAUGAGAAAGGGAAUACUCUCUUUGACGAUGUUGACAUAAUAACCACGUGGAAAGCAAUGGAAGCUCUUGUAACAGAGGGCCUAGUCCGCCAUAUCGGGCUCUCCAAUUUUAACGAACUCCAGAUACAACGAAUCAUUGAUUGCGCAAAUAUCAAACCUGUCCUGCUACAAAUCGAAAGCAACCCAUAUUUUCCUAACCAAGCUCUUAUUGAUUUUGCUAGAGCCAAUGGCAUUGUGUCCGCCGCCUAUGCUCCCCUUGGCUCUCCAUAUCGAGAUGCGUCCUGUCGUUUGAUUGAUGACCCUGUCCUGGCUACGAUUGCAAAGAAGUAUGGCAAAACACCGGCACAAGUCGCGAUUCGUCAUGGAAUCCAACGCGGUGUUUCUGUCGUACCCAAAAGCCGCACACCGGAACGAAUUAGAGAAAACUUCGAGGUUUUCGAUUUCGAGCUAACUGAAGAGGAAAUGGGACAAAUCGCCACCCUCGGGUCCCACCAGCGUCAGGUUCGAGCGGACCCAAUGCGCGGCAACCCUGAGUUCCCCUUCCUCGAUCUACUUUAA
Molecule: messenger RNA, 924 nt
Organism: Mesocestoides corti
Lineage: Eukaryota; Metazoa; Platyhelminthes; Cestoda; Cyclophyllidea; Mesocestoididae
Source: the annotation of a GenBank genome assembly